Molecule: messenger RNA, 1521 nt
Organism: Lolium rigidum
Lineage: Eukaryota; Viridiplantae; Streptophyta; Magnoliopsida; Poales; Poaceae
Product: protein IQ-DOMAIN 19-like
Exons: 3
Coding region: 121-1521 (466 amino acids)
Molecular function (GO): protein binding
Source: RefSeq, a predicted model, not a curated record
ACGUAGCAGAGAGCACAUGCCGGGGCCGGCGGAUCGUCGGUUGCUUCUGCCCCAAUGCUGCUGCUGCUUCUUCUGCAAGAUCGCGCAGUGCUAGAAGCUUGAAGCUGAGUGAGCUCUGAGAUGGGCAAGGCGGGUAGGUGGCUCCGAAGCUUCCUGCCGGGCAAGAAGGAUCACAAGGCCGGGAAGGACGCCAAGCCCGGCACCGGGCCCGAGGAGACGCCCAAGUGGACGCCGGCGUCGCUGUCGGUGACCCCGGCCUCCACGCCGGGGGCCAGGGAGAAGAGGAGGUGGAGCUUCCGGAGGCCUCCGGCGGCAGCCGGGAAGGACGUCGCCACGGGCCAGCUCGCGUUCUUGGAGGCGCGGGCGGACCCGGACCAGCACGCCAUCGCGGUGGCCAUCGCUACCGCAGCCGCGGCCGAGGCGGCCGUGGCGGCCAAGCAGGCCGCCGCCGCCGUCGUCCGGUACGCCGCGUCCGCGCCGGGGUCCAAGUCGAAGCGGACCGUCGUCGGCAUUGAGGAGGCCGCGGCGAUCAAGAUUCAGUCCGUCUUCAGAUCGUACCUGGCGAGGAAGGCACUGUGCGCGCUCAGGGGGCUGGUGAAGCUGCAGGCCCUGGUGCGCGGCCACUUGGUCAGGAGGCAGGCCAGCAACACCCUGCGAUGCAUGCAGGCGCUCGUCGCCGCCCAGAACAGGGCGCGCACGGCGCGCCUUCGCCUCCUCGACGACGAGAAGCCCAUCCGCACGCCACGGAUGACGCCCACACGCCGCUCGCCGCACCAUCCCCGCCUCCGGCAGCAUCAGGAAUUGGAGGAGAACAUCAAGAUCGUGGAGGUGGACACGACCGGGGUCGGGGCGAGCGACGUCCACUGCACGCCGAGGACGUCCCGGCGCAGCAGCUGCUACGCCACGCCGCUCUGCCGCACGCCCUCCAAGGCCGACCUGUACCACCAGAAGAUAUCGCCCACGCCGUCGGCGCUCACGGACGCGAGCGGGCGGUCGUGCAGCGGCCGGUACGAUGACUUCUCCUUCGGCACCGCGCGGACCAGCCCCUACCAUUAUUACGCGUCCGACGCGUCGUGCAGGCAGCCGGAGCAGCAGAGCGUCGGCACCACGGGCGCCGACCACCCGCUCCUGUUCCCCAGCUACAUGGCCAACACGCAGUCGUCGCGCGCCAAGGCACGGUCGCAGAGCGCGCCCAGGCAGCGCGCGUCGGUGUCGUCCGCGCCCGAGGCGCCGCCGUCGUCGUGGGAGAGGCAGCACAGCGGCGUAGGGCGGCGCAGGGCGUCGCUGGAGGGCCCGGCGCAGCGCGGGAUGGCGUCGCCCAAGGUCGGGGCCGUGCGCGUCCAGCGCUGCCAGUCGCAGGCCAGCGCGCCCGCCGCGGCGUGCCCGUGGGGCGUCAGGCUCGACAUGUCCAGCGCCUCCCUCCACGACAGCGAGUGCGGGUCAACGAGCACCAUGAGAACCGCGGCCACCAGCGUGUACUGCUGGUCCGCCGCCGCCACCAACAGCACCGGCGUCGCGUGA